AUGAAUAAUAAUAUUUUAAUAAAUAUAUAUUUAAUUCUUUUAUUCAUUGGGUGUGUUUAUUGUGCCUCUUGUAAAUCAAAAUGUUAUCAAAUUGAAAAAUCAUGUCAAGAUUACUCUGGAAAUAGUUUAACCUGUGAUCUAUUUAGUUUAGAUGGUUGCUUAUCGAAAUGUAAUUAA
This is a messenger RNA of Dictyostelium purpureum, 177 nucleotides long. RefSeq lists its product as uncharacterized. The record is from RefSeq and is a predicted model, not a curated record. NCBI's taxonomy places the organism in Eukaryota, Evosea, Eumycetozoa, Dictyosteliales, Dictyosteliaceae. The transcript has a single exon. Bases 1 to 177 code for a protein of 58 amino acids.